AUGGCUGAUCACAAUUAUGUUUCAAUAAGCGAAUGUGCAAAGAAAUAUUGUAAACGAUAUUGUUGUACUCCACAAUGCAAAAAUAAACAAAUGUCUACGUCAACUAUUACAUUCCAUUCCUUCCCUAAACAAAAAGAUUUAAAAUUAAAAUGGAAGACUGCUCUAAAAAUUGCAAAAGAAGUGCCAAAAUAUGCUUUUGUCUGUUCUACACAUUUUGAUGACAGUGAUUUUAUUUCAAGCUCAAAAACUAGUUCACCAGCAAAAAUAAGAAGGCUGAAGAUUGGUGUAGUACCUUCAAAAAAUUUACCUGCUCGGUCACUGGACAAAGUGCUUUUAACUCCAACAAAAGAAAAAAUCAUUAAGAGAGCUGAGAGAUUGAAACAACGUCGUCAAAAUAAAGAACAUUGUCAAAUUUUAUUUCAAAAUGACUGUUUACCAGAUAGUACACCUAUUACUGAUGUAGAGGAAUUAUCUCCAUCUUCUACACAAACUGAUGUCUUGACCCAAGAAAAAACUACAGUAUUAUCAAAUGAAAUUAAAACUGCCGAUAAAGAAGUCCAAAUGGACAAGUUGUUAAAACUUGUCAAUAUUGGUGAAUUUGUGAUAAAAAGUUUAAGUUAUAAUAUCAAUUUUUCUCUUGAUACUCUUCAUAGAAUAGUGUUAGUAUUAAUUAAGUUAAAACUAAGUACAUCGUACAAAUGCUUGGCAGUUUUAUUUGGUGUUUGUAAAAGUACUUGUACAAAUUACUUUUACGAAACAAUUGAUUUGUUAUAUUUAAUUUUAAAACCUUUAGUUUUGUGGCCUUCUAAAUCAAGUAUUUCUAAAAAUAUUCCUAAAUGUUUCAUAAAUUUCACAAGUACUAGGGUCGUAGUUGAUGGAACAGAAACCCCUAUCGAAGUUCUAAAAUGUUUGUCAUGUCGAAUUAGAACUUAUUCUUUUUAUAAAGGUAAACAUACUAUUAAAUUUAUAGUGGGCAUUUCUCCAGAUGGCCUAAUAACUUUUGUUAGUGAUGUGUAUGGUGGCAAAGCAUCUGACAAACAUAUAUUUGUAGAAAGUAAUACAGUAGCAAAGUAA
Messenger RNA from Metopolophium dirhodum (rose-grain aphid), 1074 nucleotides. RefSeq lists its product as uncharacterized. The transcript is spliced from 5 exons. The record is from RefSeq and is a predicted model, not a curated record. Bases 1 to 1074 code for a protein of 357 amino acids. NCBI's taxonomy places the organism in Eukaryota, Metazoa, Arthropoda, Insecta, Hemiptera, Aphididae.